UCCGCCAUUUUGGCGUCACCGUCGCCAGAAAAUUGAUCGUAACGCCCUCAUUGAGAAAUUUCAGAAGCUCAGAUUUGAUCAUAGUUUUCCUGAAACUGUUGAAAUCGCAUGAUUGCUGAAACGCAGUGGGUAUGGUGGGCUAAGCGUCGUGCUGCGCGGUCUUCAUAAGAUGGCGGACACAGAGAACGCUGGAAUCAGCAACAACAGCACCGGGCAGGCAGAGGAGGAGAACGAUGGCGUCACCUACUUCGUUGACGAGGAGGGAAGAUAUUAUUACCACCCGGGAGAUGGACAGAACAUCAUGUCCUUGCAAACUGAAGCUCCCGAGGACGCCACAGCCGAGGGCCAAAUGAUGCAGGCCGAGAGUUUUCAGACUGUGACUCUUGUGCCAUCCGACAACGGCCAGGGCGAAGUGAGCUACGUCCUUGUAGUGCAGGAGGAGAAACCGGCCAUCAAUAUAAACAUCAAGGAUGAAAAAGGUAAUGAUGACGUGUACACGUUCGAGGAAGAGGAAACCCCGGGGGAUGAGCCGGAUGAGGAGGAGCCAGCAACCAAGUUGAAGACGCCUGCGCCUGCCAAGCGCAGCAAGUACUCGCGCCCACAGUUUACUUGCAACUUCUGCACCUACACUAGCCAUCGCCGGUACCUGUUGUUGCGCCACAUGAAAUGUCACUCUGAGGAGCGUCCACACAAGUGCAAGGUGUGCGAACGCGGGUUCAAGACGCACGCUUCGCUGCAGAACCACGUGAAUAUGCAUAACGGCGUCAAGCCACACACCUGUAAAUUCUGCGACAGCUCAUUUACCACUUCAGGCGAGCUGGUCCGUCACGUGCGCUACAAGCACACCCACGAAAAGCCGCAUCGUUGCACGGAGUGCGACUACGCCUCUGUCGAACUCUCCAAGCUGCGCCGCCACGUGCGGUGCCACACUGGCGAGAGACCAUACCAGUGUCCGAACUGCACGUACGCUUCUCCGGACACAUUCAAGCUGAAACGGCACCUGCGCACACACACCGGAGAAAAACCGUACAAGUGCGAGCACUGCAACAUGUGCUUUACGCAGUCCAAUUCGCUCAAGGCGCACAAGCUCAUUCACAACGUGUCUGAGAAACCGGUCUAUGCGUGCGAGUUAUGCCCGGCUAAGUGCGGGCGUAAGACUGACUUGCGCAUCCACAUUCAAAAGCUGCAUACUUCCGAUCAGCCGCUCAAGUGUAAACGCUGCGGCAAGUCCUUCCCCGAUCGCUACUCUUGCAAGAUUCACAACAAGACGCACGAGGGUGAGAAAUGCUUCAGGUGCGAGCUGUGCCCGUACGCGUCGACCACGCUGCGCCAUCUCAAGUCUCACAUACUGAAGCACACCGACGAAAAGCCCUUCGCCUGUGAACAGUGCGACCAAACUUUCAGACAGAAGCAGUUGUUGCGUCGCCACCAAAACCUUUACCACAAUCCGGACUAUGUUCCCAAGCCACCGAAAGAGAAGACUCACUCAUGCCACGUGUGUCAUCGUUCUUUCGCACGGAAAGGCAAUCUCAUUCGCCAUCUCGCCGUUCAUGACCCGGAGUCCGGCCAUCAGGAGCGCUCACUCGCGUUGAAACUCGGACGUCAGAAGAAGUUCAAAUUCGUCAAUGGACAAAUGAAGAUUUUAAAUGAAGACGAUUCGAGCAACGAGCCUGCGGAGAUCGUGAAGCUCGGUAUGCGCGGCAACGAGCUGAAACGCGGCGAACUGGUGACUGUAGCCGACGGCGACGGGCAGCAAUAUGUGGUCCUCGAGGUGAUAACUCUAGAAGACGGCACUGAACAGCAGGUCGCUGUAGUUGCACCGGAUAUGCUAGAAGAAGAGCCCGAUGAAGAAGAAGAGGAAGAAGAGGAGGAGGACGAGGAAGAGCACGAAGAAGAAGAAGAGGAGGAGGAAGAAGAUAACGAAGAAGAUGAGGAAGACGAAGGAAUGGAAGAGGAAAUAACAGACAAGACGACUGUGUACAUAGAAAAGCAGCGCACGAACAAGGGCAUCAAGCUUGAGAACGAAGUCGACAACUGCUUCGGCUUCGAUGAAGAAGAGGACCCCGAAGAAGAAGACAAUGCUACCACUGAGGCUACCUAUAUCCUUGCUUAAAUUAUAGGAAAUGUGAAUGGACAUUCGCGUCUAACAUCGUUAACGUCGAUGUUUCUUCAAGAAAGAUUGUCGUCAAGCCAAUAAUAAAUGAAAAAACCUAUUUAACUGUAAGCCGUAUUACGAUAAUUACAUUAUCUCGUAACACUGAAGUAGAGGAGAUUACAAAUAAGAAGCGUUAUUUUUAAGGGUGUUUACUUUUAGAUGUUAUUGUCUCAGUGUUAGUUCACAGUGCGAACUCUCGCGCAAGCAAUUUAAUAUUUAAUUCAUACACGUGUAAGAUUAUCGAUUAAUAUGAUCUCUAAAACACAACAAAGGCCGCCAUGGCUGAUGCAACAAACGAUUUAGCGAGACAAAAAAUAAAUGUACACAUAUAAUAGUAAUUAUAAUAACAUGGAAUCAAUGUUAGAUGCAGAUAAUUGUGCUAAUUAUGCGAUUGUAUUUUGUAAAUUGUCAGGUUCACAUGCAAGUUUGCUUACGCGGUCGGUAAAUAGCCACUCACUGAACUUGACACUUUACACCGAAUGAUGGGUGGCGGUGGAAAUCGUCUAUAGUUAAUGAGAGUAUUUGCAAACAAAAAAUGUUAAAUAGAUGUUCCUUUCGUUUUGUAAUUUAUAUUUUCAGUUUGUCUUAAUAAAUUUAAAGUAAAUCUUCAAUUCCACCCAUCACCAAAGUACCUUUUGUAUUGUUUAUUAUUAUGAUUUACGCAUUGUGGAUGUUCGUAGCGCCUGUUCUUUGUAUUUUAGUAGUCAAUAAUUUACCACUUUAGCGUCAUUCCGAGUAGAAUUACUAUACUAUUUUAACGUAACUUUAAAUUGUAUAUAAAUUAUUGUGUUUUGAAAACCUAUACUUGUUACUAUUUCUUUCUGUAUAUACCAAUAGUCAAAUAUGAGAUGUAUAUUCCAGAGAAUAUGCAAUUUUAGGUUUAGGCGUGUAAUUAAGAGUUCCGUACAGUUUCCACGUAACAUUUACUUUCCUAUAUAUAGCCAAUUAAAUAUUGAACCGAAAUAAUAGGCACAAGAAAUUAUGUCAACUAAUUAUAUAUCAAUUUAUUAAAUUAUUAAUUACGUGUUUAUCUGAACUAACCAUAGUUUUGAUUGUAGUAGCUUCAUAAGUUUCUUUUAUCACCUCGACACGCAUAAAGUGUUUUAGGGGAUUAAGAAAAAAGAUCAAAUAUGCGCACGCUGUAUAUAAUUAUUUUGAAGAUUGACUUGAAGCUUCCCUUCGGCCUUUUAUAUUUGAGGGCCUUGCAUGCUGUCGGUAGCUAUUGUGGUUUGGCUGGUCGCAUCACAGGCUGCACUCAUUAAGAUCCGACAUGCAUGUUAGGACUACCGUUAUAAUAAAUAUCAAAAUACUGAAAACAUCAUUUAAUAUUGACAUUAUGGUAGUCCUCACGGGUAAAGCGUUAAAUGAUCGGUUUAACUCCCGCACUUUGAGGGAUAUAAUGAAGAAGAAUGAAUUAGUAUGUUCACACUGUUACUUCAUUUAUCAAAAGACUUGUAUUUUAUUUGUUAUGCGGUAAACAUUACUUCGGUGAUCGGUGAUGUAACCGUCCACUUUGCUUCUAUGAUGGCAUAGCGGCAUGCAUGACACUACAAACACUAUGAUUAUUUCACUACUUCAUAUUUUAUAAUCAUCCUUGUAACAAGACGUACCAAUUGCAACCCUUGCCUACAAAUAGAAUUUGUUUUACACAAAGUUAGAAAAAAUCGACAAGAUUACGGUUUGUCAUAAAAUCUCAGAAUAUCGAAGUUGUAUAUUUUAAGGUGUUACCACACCAACUAAUCUAUAGUGAUCGAUGGUAGAUUGAGAUGAUUCAAAAUCGAUCCACAGUUCCUACUACACCAAAUUGAUCUGCUCCAUUUGUCAUUAAAUGAUCCAUGUACACUGUUCUAUAUACAUUUUAAGAACUACUUGAAAACCCAUUGUAUGAAUGAUUAAAUCUAUUAUCGACCUACAGUCGAAUGAUUGUUUGGUCGAUCGAUAUUCAUUGAUAAGCCAAUGUUACCAAACCAACCGAUCGACGUCGACCGAUGGUAUCUAUUCGACAUCGAUCGGUUGGCGUGGUAACACCCUAAUAUAUGGAUAGAGAUACCAAUUUUAAGCUGCUGAGCACGUCUUUUAUGUUGUAAUUCUUAAGAAUCAUCAAUGUUUAAACAUAAGGCGAUUACUAGCAAGUGCAUCAUCAGAUUCUAACAGUGUAUUAUAUGUAUACUGGAAAUGUUCUGGCUUUAUAAUGUAGUUUACAGUUUACGUAGAAUACUAGAAAAUAAAUACCAAUUCUAUUUAUAUCUUAACUAUUUUAACAAAGCGUCAUUCACUUCGCAAAAUACAACCUGUUACUAUAAUUUAUUGUGUAGUAGGUACUUGUAUAAAAUAGAAAUAUUACAAAAACAUAACGUUGUGUUGUAUUUUAUUUAUAGAUAUUAAUUUCGCAUUGUAUAAAAUUGUCCCCAUAGGCUGACCUAUAGGCACCUAAUGUAUGUUGUCACAUUA
This is a messenger RNA of Hyposmocoma kahamanoa, 4606 nucleotides long. RefSeq names its product transcriptional repressor CTCF-like. The transcript is spliced from 14 exons. Gene Ontology annotation, biological process: regulation of transcription by RNA polymerase II. The coding region runs from base 170 to 2113 and encodes 647 amino acids. Lineage: Eukaryota; Metazoa; Arthropoda; Insecta; Lepidoptera; Cosmopterigidae. The record is from RefSeq and is a predicted model, not a curated record. Gene Ontology annotation, molecular function: RNA polymerase II cis-regulatory region sequence-specific DNA binding; DNA-binding transcription factor activity.